Molecule: messenger RNA, 1914 nt
Organism: Choloepus didactylus (southern two-toed sloth)
Lineage: Eukaryota; Metazoa; Chordata; Mammalia; Pilosa; Megalonychidae
Gene: LGI2
Product: leucine rich repeat LGI family member 2
Exons: 8
Coding region: 1-1656 (551 amino acids)
Biological process (GO): inhibitory synapse assembly
Molecular function (GO): protein binding
Source: RefSeq, a predicted model, not a curated record
AUGGCGCUGCGGAGGGGCGGCGGCGGGGCGCUGGGGCUGCUGCUGCUGCUGCUGAGCGCCGCGUGCCUGAUCCCGCGGAGCGCGCAGGUGAGGCGGCUGGCGCGCUGCCCCGCCACUUGCAGCUGUACCAAGGAGUCCAUCAUCUGCGUGGGCUCCUCCUGGGUGCCCAGGAUCGUGCCGGGCGACAUCAGCUCCCUGAGCCUGGUAAAUGGAACUUUUUCAGAAAUCAAGGACCGAAUGUUUUCCCAUCUGCCUUCCCUGCAGCUGCUUUUGCUGAAUUCUAACUCAUUCACUGUGAUCCGGGAUGAUGCUUUUGCUGGACUUUUUCAUCUUGAAUACCUGUUCAUCGAAGGGAACAAAAUAGAAACCAUUUCAAGAAAUGCCUUCCGUGGCCUCCGUGAUCUGACUCACCUUGUGACUUUUUGUUCUAGUUCUUUGGCCAAUAACCACAUAAGAGCACUCCCAAGGGAUGUCUUCAGUGAUUUAGACUCUCUGAUUGAAUUAGAUUUAAGGGGCAAUAAAUUUGAGUGUGACUGCAAAGCCAAGUGGUUGUAUCUGUGGUUGAAGAUGACAAAUUCCACCGUUUCUGAUGUGCUGUGUAUUGGUCCGCCAGAAUAUCAGGAGAAGAAGCUAAAUGAUGUGGCCAGCUUUGACUAUGAGUGCACGACGACAGACUUCGUUGUCCAUCAGACUUUGCCCUUCCAGUCGGUUUCAGUGGACACAUUCAACUCCAAAAACGACGUGUACGUGGCCAUUGCUCAGCCCGGCAUGGAGAACUGCAUGGUGCUGGAGUGGGACCACAUCGAAAUGAAUUUCCGGAGCUACGACAAUAUCACAGGUCAGUCCAUCGUGGGCUGCAAGGCUAUCCUCAUCGAUGACCAGGUCUUUGUGGUGGUGGCCCAGCUCUUCGGCGGCUCUCACAUUUACAAAUACGACGAGAGCUGGACCAAGUUUGUCAAAUUCCAAGACAUAGAAGUUUCGCGCAUAUCCAAGCCCAACGACAUCGAGCUCUUUCAGAUCGACGACGAGAAGUUCUUUGUCAUUGCCGACAGCUCUAAAGCCGGCCUGUCGACAGUUUAUAAAUGGAACAGCAAAGGAUUUUACUCGUACCAGUCCCUGCACGAGUGGUUCAGGGACACGGAUGCAGAGUUUGUCGACAUCGAUGGAAAAUCGCAUCUCAUCCUGUCCAGCCGCUCCCAGGUCCCCAUCAUCCUGCAGUGGAACAAAAGCUCUAAGAAGUUUGUCCCCCAUGGCGACAUCCCCAACAUGGAGGAUGUGCUGGCGGUGAAGAGCUUUAGAAUGCAGAAUAGCCUCUACCUUUCCCUCACCCGCUUCAUCGGGGACUCCAGGGUGAUGAGAUGGAAUAGUAAGCAGUUUGUAGAGAUCCAGGCUCUACCGUCCCGGGGAGCUAUGACCCUGCAGCCCUUUUCUUUCAAAGACAACCACUACCUGGCUCUGGGGAGUGACUACACGUUCUCCCAGAUCUACCAGUGGGAUAAAGAGCAGCAGCUAUUCAAGAAGUUCAAGGAGAUUUAUGUGCAGGCUCCUCGUUCAUUCACAGCUGUCUCCACCGACAGGAGAGAUUUCUUUUUUGCAUCCAGUUUCAAAGGGAAAACAAAGAUUUUUGAACAUAUCAUUGUUGACCUGAGUUUGUGAAGGUGUGAUUGGUGAAUUUCAAAGACAAGUAGUGCUAGCUCUCACAAGAGAGGACCAAGGGGAAAAAAAAGAAAAAGAAAAAGCCAAACUCAGAGCUCUGGCAUUAAAAAAAAAAUGCACUGGGUAAAUAGUAAGGCAUUUUCAAACUUUUAGAACUCACAUUUUAAUCAGGGAUUGCAUUUAUCGGCUAAUGCAUGACAUGUCCGUUCUACCAUUUAAAAAGACAUCCGAUGACCUGUAAUUACUGAGAAAAGAGUA